GAGCUGUAGUAGUCGUCUGAGUGGCAGUCCGUUUGAUGAGACGGCCGAAUGGGCAGAGAUUGCGAAUAUAAUGGCCUCCUUUGGCACCGGUAUCGGAAGGGGUGACAGUUUGGGCACUAAUGGUAAUAAUGGCAGCGAAGACAUGGAUAAAAGUUUUUCCAGUUGUUUGUCAAAAGACUCGUCGUCGACGGACUUCGAGGAGCAGUCGGUGGAGGAGUGGUUGAGUCGGAUCUGUCUCUCGGAGUACGCCAACCUAUUGGUAGUCAACGGCUUCGACAAUGUCUUGUAUAUGGGCUCUAACGUGAUGGACGACUCGGAUCUGUUGGAAAUCGGAGUGACAAACGCCUCGCACAGGGAUCGGGUG
Messenger RNA from Oppiella nova, 364 nucleotides. The record is from the annotation of a GenBank genome assembly. NCBI's taxonomy places the organism in Eukaryota, Metazoa, Arthropoda, Arachnida, Sarcoptiformes, Oppiidae.